Monodelphis domestica (gray short-tailed opossum) is the source of this 1038-nucleotide messenger RNA. RefSeq names its product LIM homeobox 5 (gene LHX5). The record is from RefSeq and is a predicted model, not a curated record. Gene Ontology annotation, biological process: regulation of transcription by RNA polymerase II; neuron differentiation. Gene Ontology annotation, cellular component: nucleus. Gene Ontology annotation, molecular function: RNA polymerase II transcription regulatory region sequence-specific DNA binding; zinc ion binding; DNA-binding transcription factor activity, RNA polymerase II-specific. NCBI's taxonomy places the organism in Eukaryota, Metazoa, Chordata, Mammalia, Didelphimorphia, Didelphidae.
GAAUAAGGAUGCGCGAAUUAGUCAGCGGCCAGACAAAGAUGAGGAUGCGGACGGCAUGAAAGUGGAGAAAAGUAGCAGACACUCCGACACCCGGGGAAACAGCUCGCGAGGUGGGGAGAGAGCCACCGCUGCUGCGCACGGGGGGGACGCUUAGAGAUCCGGGGAGCGCAAGGCCCAGGUCGAGGGGAUGAGGCUGUGAAACGACACCACUGAUCUCCCCGCUCCUAGCCACUGAGAGCUGACUGCCCCCGACCCACUCCAGCACUGAGGAUUGACUCUCUGGCGUCUUGGCUGCCCGCUCAGCCGGCCCGGGGUAGCGGCGCCCGGGACUCGCGGCCGCCCGGUAGCGGCGGGCGCAUCGGGCCGGGCCGGGCCGGGGUACGCACGCUCCUGGAGCGAGAACCGCAAACGCCUGGAUUCCCGAGCCGAGAGGGCAGCGGGGGGAAGCGGCUGGCUUUCCCGGGCCCUAGGGUCAUGAUGGUGCAUUGUGCCGGCUGCGAGCGGCCCAUCCUGGACCGGUUUCUGCUCAACGUCCUGGACCGCGCGUGGCACAUUAAGUGUGUUCAAUGUUGCGAGUGCAAAUGUAACCUCACAGAGAAGUGUUUCUCGCGGGAAGGGAAACUCUAUUGCAAGAACGACUUCUUCAGGCGGUUUGGCACCAAAUGUGCUGGGUGUGCGCAGGGAAUCUCCCCCAGCGACCUGGUUCGGAAGGCCCGAAGCAAAGUAUUUCACCUCAACUGUUUCACCUGCAUGGUCUGCAACAAGCAACUGUCCACUGGCGAGGAACUCUAUAUUAUAGAUGAGAACAAAUUUGUUUGCAAAGAGGACUAUUUGAACUCGCCCAGUGUCAAGGAAGGCAGCCUAAACUCAGGUACCCGAAGCCGGCCCGAGGCCUGCGGCUGGCGCACGCGAGGUUUUGGGGCCUGGACUGGACCGACCUGGGUCUGCGUGCUCCCGCUGCAGCCACAGCCUCCGCCCAAACCUCAGCCUGGGCUCAUCUGGGCGAUGGGGCGUCGGGGAGGGAAGGUGAAAGGCUAG